Messenger RNA from Drosophila serrata, 397 nucleotides. RefSeq names its product Defensin (gene Def). The record is from RefSeq and is a predicted model, not a curated record. Gene Ontology annotation, biological process: humoral immune response; defense response to bacterium. NCBI's taxonomy places the organism in Eukaryota, Metazoa, Arthropoda, Insecta, Diptera, Drosophilidae.
ACAAGUCACAACAGUAUUUCCACUGAGAUUCCAUCAUGAAGUUCAUCGUCUUCCUGGCUCUUACCCUCGCCUUGGUGGCUUGCUUGGUUCAGGCUCAGCCCGUUAAGGAGGAGGCUCUUCCCGAGCAUCUCCUGGUCGAGGCGGAGGAGCCUGCUGACCAGGCGGUGGCAGAGCACAGUCGCCAGAAGCGUGCCACCUGUGAUCUCCUGUCCAAGUGGAACUGGAACCAUACAGCCUGCGCUGCCCACUGCGUGGCCAGAGGAAACAAGGGUGGAUAUUGCAAUGACAAAGCCGUCUGCGUGUGCCGAAAUUGAUUUGGAUCAGAUGAGGAUAUAAACUAUAUGAUUUUAAUGGGAAAUUAUAUGUUAAAAAUAAACAAAAACCUUUAACAAUCUUA